This is a messenger RNA of Physella acuta, 2038 nucleotides long. RefSeq names its product beta-1,4-galactosyltransferase 7. Gene Ontology annotation, molecular function: xylosylprotein 4-beta-galactosyltransferase activity. The record is from RefSeq and is a predicted model, not a curated record. Lineage: Eukaryota; Metazoa; Mollusca; Gastropoda; Physidae. Gene Ontology annotation, biological process: carbohydrate metabolic process; proteoglycan biosynthetic process. Gene Ontology annotation, cellular component: Golgi apparatus.
UUGGCCUAGGACUGGCUAGGACGGCCUAGCUUGGAGGUGUAUUAUUAAAAAUUGGUUAAAAACAAAUUAAUAAUUGGAAUCGACGGUGAAGUCACAGAAGUGGUUCAAGUUGAAUUUUAAUGGAUGGCAAAAGUACCCAGGGGAUUUGCCAGAAAACUAUUUCGGGUUCUAUGGCUUGGACUUUUAUUUACAUUUAUAUUUACUAUAUACUGGGGGAUAUGCAUUCUGCGUGAGAAAGAUGGACCAUCUUUGCAAUGUACUUGCCCUAUGAAUGAAGUUCAAGGAAAUGAAGGAGAUAAUUCUGAACACUCCCUAUGUAUCAUCAUACCAUUCCGCAAUCGUUUUGAGGAGCUGCUUGAGUUUGCACCUCACAUUCAUGAAUUCUUAAAAAAACAAGAUAUUAAACAUAAAAUUGUUGUUGUUAAUCAGUUGGAUAAAUAUAGAUUCAAUAGAGCUUCCCUUAUAAAUGUUGGCUUUCUAGAGACACGAAGCAGCUGUGAUUAUAUAGCCAUGCAUGAUGUUGAUCUUCUGCCACUGAAUGAUGAGCUGAGGUACAAUUUCCCAGAGGAAGGUCCCUACCAUCUGUCUGCGCCACACCUGCAUCCAAUGUAUCAUUACAAAACUUUUGUCGGAGGGAUUUUACUUAUUCAAAGCAAGCAUUUUGAAAUGUUAAAUGGUCUUUCAAAUAAGUAUUGGGGAUGGGGAAGAGAGGAUGAUGAAUUUUUUGUUCGUCUGAGGAAAGCUAAAUUCAGUCUGACAAGACCUGGCAACCUGACCACAGGGUACAAAUCUUUCAAGCAUCUUCAUGAUCGCAGGAAGAGACCUAGAGACUACGACAAGUUCUUUGAUCAGCGAGAGAAAACACGUAAACUGGACAAAGAGACUGGGGUUAGCAACGUCAAGUAUGCAGUGGACAGUGUGAAACUGAUGACCAUCGACGGAGCGCCAUUGACUCUGCUGAACACAUUCCUCGAGUGCGAUGUAGAUUUCACACCUUGGUGUCUUCAAGCCGAGGACCAUGAAUGGUACCGCAGGAGACUGGAGCAGCAAAGCAACAGUCCAACAACAGGAUCACCACAGAAUCAAGAGCUGCUUGGUCCAACUCCUAAACACCCUGAACAGUGAUCCGUUUUGUUACAUCUUAAAACAACUUUCUCUGUCCCUGCCUGUGUUAGUUGAGCUACUUCCUAGUCAAUCUUCAAAAAUAUAAUUCCUUUUUAUUUCAAUUUAUGUUAUAUAAAAUAGUUAAAUCAAUUUACAUUAAACAGAACAUAUUUUUCAUUUUUAAAGCAUUCAAGUUUAGAUUUGCUGUUUCAGUUUUCUGUAGGUAAGAUCUGUACACAGGAUAUUUCUGUGAAGUUUAAUGCAUUCAACUUAAGAUUUGCUUAUUUCAGUUUUAUCUAGGCUAACAUAAUAUAAUAAUUAUAUAUAGUUGAGCAUGUUAAAUUAUUUAUUGGCAGUUAUAAUCAGUGCAAUGUAAAACAAGGGUGUUUUUUAUUGUCAAUUUUACAAGCAUUUCAAAAACAAAUUUUUUUAAAAACUGAAUACUGUUUCAUUCAUUAAAAUUGUUUCAUUUAAUUUAUUUUGUAUAAACAUUCUGAAUCCUUUUUCUGUCAUAUUUAACCUCUAUAACUUUUUAAAAUUAUAUAUAAUAGAAAUGUUUUUUAAUGCUAUUUAAUGCUGUUGUUGUUACUGCCUGUACCUUCCAUCUACAGUAAACUGCAUUUCUACCAUGCCAGCCUUUUUUUAUAUACAUUGUUUCACUUUUAUUAUCCAAAAUACUUUUUAAGAUUUUUCUUUCAAAAUGGAAGAUGGAAAAUAAUUAUGCUUUUUAUUUUUAAAAACAUUCUUUUGCUAUAUGCUUCAUUAUUUUUAAGGUGAUAGUUUAUUUUUUAAAAUCCCUAAUAUGUUUUAUUGAAAGUGUAUAAAAUUAAAAUAAAAACAGGUGAUAAACUAGACUUUUAAAACCAAUAAGCCUACUGAGAUAGUUGUAUCUUUUUUAGUAUGAUAUACAUUUAAUAACACAUAAGUACUAUAU